UGGAGUGGAUUUGGGGGAACAGGGAAGGAGAGAUCCGGGGUUUUCUCAUCCUUCUCACCUCCUGCCUUGCCCUCUCAGCUCUGCAAAUCCCGAGGGACUUUUUUUUUUUUUUUCCUUAUGGACAGGUUUUCGGGUUUUUGACUUUGUGGAUUGGAUCCUCCCCCAGCAGAGCCAGGGGGCUAGUUCCUGCCCAGCGCAUCUCCCUGGGACGGCUCGGGGCGGCCGGAGCGCAGCGCGCAGCAAAGCCCGGGUACCACUCUGGCCGGGAACUGGGGCAGGGAUACAGUCAGCAAAAGUCAGUCGGUGGAGAGAGCACCUCGGGUGGGGAAACCUAGGUCUGCCUUGCCUUUGCAUUUGGAUGGAGUGGAGGAGACACGGGACAUGUCCCAAGGGGCGGGGAUGUUCCGGCGGAGAGAGAUUAAGGCGAUGGACCAUAGGUAAUCUCUUUCCCGAAUGCCAGUUCUACACCGUCCUGCUUUUUCAUAGUACUUUUCACCGAUUUUUUUCUGCUUCUGUUUCUAUUUCGAGCACCACCUUGGGUGGUGGCGGCAGAUGAGGGUGGAGGGAGGCGGGGCGCCCACCCGCGAUGGGAGCGCACAAGACCCCCUCUCGGAACCGGGGGCACAACUAGGCGAGCCUGACAUCUCCAGGUGCGCUCUCUGAGCCAGCCGGCGGACUGCGCGCUGCUCCCCCUUCUGGCCCCAGCCUGUCCCGGGAGCCGGAGGGCCGGCUUCCAGAGCCGGGCAUAGGAUGGAGAAGCGGGCGGGAGCUGGAGCGGGGUUGCAAGGCUCGGGGUGGGGGGUGCGCUUGGCUGCGCGGUUGUUUGCCGGCGCUGUGCGUCUUCCAUUUCACCCCCUUCGCUGGCGGGCGUCCCCGCUUCUUCGUGCACCCAGGCCCCUCUCUCGGGAGCUGGGUUGCAUCUCUCCUCCGCCCUCCACUGUGCAGGACAAGACGUAGCCUUGCCUCGCUUCGCCUUGCCUUGCGCGCGUCUCGCUCCUCCCCCAGCGUUAUCCGCCGGCUAUUUUUAGCCACUACUUGCAGGAAGGUGCUUUUGGGGGGAUUCUGGGGAGGCGACUCCAAAUCCAUUCUCUUCGCACUGCGCGCCCAGAAGCGGUACCCUGCUGGCAGGGAGCAGCCGCGAGGAACAGCCAAGUGAGGAUGGAGAGUAUCCGCUCCUCCUCCCGCAGCCAGAGCUCUCGGAACCCGGGCACCACCGGCUCGGCUGCGCCGCCCGCCGCCCACCACGGGAGCGGGUCCCGGGAGGAGUCCCUGCGUCCGGGCCCCGUCGUUUGGCUGGCUUUCGUGGCUACAGCCCGGGCGCACGCAGGAUCCUUUGGGUCCUAACUCUUGCGUUCUCGCUUUGCAGCCACAUCUCACCCAAUUUCAUUGAAAGGCAAUUACCAACUUCCACUCAAGGGUUAAUUCCAGGAAUUCCGUCUUAAAAAGGGGUGGGGGAGGAAGGGACAUAACCUAACUUCUGUCUCCCUGUGUUUAGAAAGCCCAUCCUUUGGCGUUUGGAAAUACUCUUGUUUUCAGCAAGAUUGGGUGCAACUAGAAAAGCCUGGCCUCGUGAAAUUCCGGGAGAUGGACGCUUCAACUGCAAAUCCUCGCGUUAUUCUUUGCAUUUCCAGGGCUUACAUUCUUUUACUUCCAUAAGAUUGCAGAAGUAACAUGGUCAAAUGGACCACUGUGUUACAUAAGGUUUUCCCCAGAACUAGAAGAGAAAGAUCAGCUUCUCAAGGAGCCUUUCUGGGCUCCAGUGGGUCCCUCUAACUCUCAGCCCGUGUUGAUGGGGAUCUGGGAUUCACAACUUCGUGACUAAGCAUUCCUAAGUCCUGGCAGUUAAUUAGGACAGCAGCAUUGAGUGAGGAUUGGCCCAAGCUGCCUGGUGUAUGGUGCACUGUAGCUUUAAAAUGGGAGGUUUGGUUUUUUGUUUUGUUUUGUUUUGUUUGCUUGGGAAGCUGAUGAGAAAGUGGUACCUUGAACUUGCAAAUGGAAUUGGGAAAAUCCCAGGGAAGCUCUGUUGUUGGUACCCCUAGUAUGAAGCCACAAGUCCUCCAGUCCAAAGCAGUGCUUUGCACUGUGUAUAUGCUUAGGAACCCUUUGCUUGGACUCCCCAAUACAGUUGGGGCUUGUGCUUUCGUUGUCAAAAGAAGAAAGUUCCUUACUGGAAAAGCCCCGAGAGAGCUCUUUGAAGGGAAAAGCAAUGUGGAAGCUUUUCUUACCUUGAAUUACCAUCUGAUAGUGACCGGAAGGGGCUGGAAGUAUGGACGGGCUGAUGUAGAAUUGCUUGAUCCGUGCACACUACCUUUCCCCUGCCAGGGCAUCUACCCAGGGUAACACACACCCACCUUGAGUACUGAGUCGUGAGUCGUGUUCUCUCUGUUGAGCCUAGAGACUGGAGAGAAGAACACUACAAUGUAUUGAUAUCCUGUAGGUGAGCCUGUCCCAGGGUCAGGGCUCAGACAGCAGGCUCCGGGGCAUGUCUCUAAGCCAGGAUCCCUGUUCUGAGAGACAGUCUUGGAGGGAUGAAGACAAAGCUGGAGAGUUGUAAUGCUCUAGCUGCUAUGUAGCAAAUGCAGUAACUUUUCAGUGGGCGUUGGAAUAGACCAAGUUGUCCUCUGUGAUUUUGGUGUAUCUUCUUUGGACUCCACCAAUGAACCAGUGCUUCCUACUGAAGCUGCCCUUUUCUAAGUGGGGAGAGUGGUGAGUGUGCUAGUGGGAUUUGCAGGCCGCCUCUUGCCCCAGGCCCUAAGCAAAUUAGCUUUCCCUCGGAGCCUUGAAUUCUUCCUCUGAAAAAUAAGAGGCUGAAAGAUUUUUUAUGAGAAAGUGAGAAAACGUAUGUGCAGAGCAUUUGGCAAUUGUGAAACAAGGGUGAAAAAUGUUCAGGGCUACUUACCAUGUAUUUCCUGCAAAUUUCAUUUGGUCUGUUUUAAUGUUAAUUACAGAUUGCUAAUGUCUGCGUCAAUUACAUAUGCUAAAGGUUAAAUGGGGGAGAGGAUUUCAUAUAAUGGGCUGGUAUCUCCUUGUGAUCACCUAAAAUUCGUCAGCACCAGCCCUCCCUGCUCCUCAGAACCGUUAGUUUCUUGUUUUCAGGGUCAGAGUUAAAUUUUUUAGAGUAUUUUUUAAGAGUUAACUUAAUGGAUUUUGUAUCUUAACCUAUGUAUGUAUGUAUGUAUGUAUGUAUGUAUAUUUCGAGGAAGGGAGCUGAAAUUGAUUAAUCAGAAAAGGAGAAGAGUUCCGGAUGAGUGCAUCAGUUGGGGCAGAGUAAUACAUGAUCAAUUUCAGGACCGGAGUUGGGUCUCCCUUGUCUAAAUCUGUCAUCAGCAUAAAGCACUGGGUCUCUGUUGCAUUGUGGGUGUUCCAGAUUUGUCCCCGGGACCUAGCUAAGUGCCUGGUCACUUAAUAAAUGGCUCGACAAGUAGUUUUGAAUGAACGAUUGGACGGAAUCUCCACAGCAACCCUGUGUUGUGCACAGACAGAUGGCAUGAUUUCUAUUUUAGAGAUUUGGAAUGUGUAGAUCAGAAGAAAAGUUAACUGGUUUUCUUGAAGGUACAGAAGAUUCCAGAUUGGAGUUCGGGUCUGUCUGUUCUCAUUCUGUGCCGCUGCACUGAUCGUAUUGCCCCAUCCCUCCCAUCACCACCUAAGAUCCUCCUACCCCACAGUGGACUUUUGCAUUUUGGAAGGUGCCCCUGGAGGGACUUUUCAGUGGGAGGUGGGGCGCUCUUUCUCCUUGUCCAUCUCUCUGGGCCCUGAACGGAGGCUCGAUUGGAGGAUCCCACCUGGGACCUGGCAUCUUGAGGGACUUGCUAAGGGACGUCAGGACAGCUAAGUGUUCAUUUACCACCGUGAGUCAUGAAUCAAGUGGCGUCAGCAGCAGCGGGAGAUUUCAGGAUUUCCCAGAGGUGCUGUUCCCAUGGCAUGACCCUGACAUGUUCCCUGGCACCCAGGUGCCUUCCUUCUCUUUUUCCAAGCCUGGCUUUUUAGCUUCUCAGCUUCUCAUCAAUUCCUGGAGGUAACCCUUAGUCUUCAAGGAAGCUCCUUUUUCUGAGUUAGCCGCAAUGGUAACCAGCUCUUGUGCAGCCUCUCCCGAUCCCUUCAGGCCUGCCUCAGGCAUGAAGCUUUCUCAGCUUCCUCUCCCCACAGGGAAUUAAGCUCAUAGCUUUUUCAGGCCGUUAGAAUAAUAUUUACUGGGCCAUAGUUUGUCAAUGGUUAUGUGGUACCACCAGAGUUCUAGAAAAAUGAAUACAUUAUUCUUCCGAGGAAUAGCUUGAACAUAAUGGAAAUAGAUCCCAGUUGGCAUCUUUUCUUUACUUUUUUUUUUUUUUUUUUCCUCCAUGUUGCCUGCUUUUUGGUAGCUUUCCAGCAGGGGUCGUACAUUCAAAUGCCUUCCGAGGCCAGGCCAGUACCAGCCUGAGUGAAACAGGCCUUAGCCGGUGCCUGGUUGAGAAGUGUGGGGUUUGGGCACUGGAGCUCAGCCCCAACAUCGGGGUGGCCAGGACCUCUGGCCCUGUCCAGCCACAUCUGAUUUUUUUUUUUUUUCCAAGAGCUGUAAACUCACCAUUUUGCAAGGAAUCUACUGAGUUUUAAGUACCCGCAGUUGAGUCGAUUUUUUAAAAAAAAUAAUACCAUGUGGGCCAAACAGAGCACUUCUGUAAGUAGACUUUAUAUCUGUCGCACAGGCCUCCAGCGUAUGGCCUCUGGUUUCUGGGGAGAGAGAAGAAAUCGGUUGGAAUAUGAGACUAUGUAAAAUCAGUUACCCAGAAUGUUGAAGCAAAGGUGUUAUCGGGCAUGCUGUGUAGACAGCAUUCCAGUGAGUUACCCUUCAUGUUCAUGGAGCGUUUGCUUGGCGAUUCCUGUUCCCUGUCCUAAAAGGCAGUUACAACGAUCACAUUUAGACCUUUAACACACGUGUACUGACUUCUAGCCAUGGACCGAGGAUUGCACUACUCACUGGUGGCACAGGAGGGAAUAACACAGGUGAAAUCCUUGACCUUGUACUUACCUUCCAGGGGACAGGACAGAUUAAAGCAAGAUGGAUGAUAAUCUGUCCUCCUUUGGAUAGUGAUAUGCUAAGGAGAAAUCAGGAGAAGGCCAUAUGAAAAGCCAGAGUGCUAGGCUAAUACCUUAGGCCAGUAGCCAGGGAUCUCAAAGUUCAGUCUCUGACUCAAUGUAAUCAAAGUGAAAUGUCAUAAUCUGACAUAAAAGAUUGUUGGUGUGGGAGUUUAGACCCUUGAUUGUAUUCUAGGAGUUGCUGUUGUAGGUAAACCCCUGAUAACAGACUGUACUCUUUAAAUAAUAAUAAUAAUGUUUAUUUUUGAGAGAGAGAGAGAGAGAGAGAGGGCAGGGGAGGGGCAGAUAGAGAUUGGGAGACACAGAAUCCGAAGCAGGCUCCAGGGUCUGAGCUGUCAGCACAGAGCCUGACUUGGGGCUGGAACUUAAGAUCGUGACUUGAGCAGAAGUCAGAUGCUUAACCAACUGAGCCACCCAGGCGCCCCAGACUAUACUGUUAAUUUUAAUAAAAUAGACUAUUGAGUCCAUUUGUUGAGUGUCUAUCGGGUGCCAGACACUGGAGUAAGUGCUGGAAUCCAUUAAUGAACAAAACCCAUCAAGGACUAGUCCUCAAGGAAAUUGGAGACCAGCGUGGAAGACAUUAAUAAAUGAUCACAGAAGAGUAGGUAACUAAAGUGAGCAAGCAUUGUGGGACGUCCGCCUUAACUAUUGAGGUUUGGCACUUGGAACUCUGGCAUUCAGUACCUUUGUAAUCAAGCAUCUGAUCUGUGCUAGGAAUCCUUUCUGUCUCUGUUUCUCUGCCUGGUUGAAGCCAGGACCCUACCAUCAGUGAAGGUUUUUUUGAACCUUUAAUUUCUUUACCUGGCAAUGACAUUUUGUAUCCUUCUGAAAGUUCAUUUUGUAUCACAAAAACGAAGUAUUUUAAUUUUUUUUAAUGUUUCUUUUUGAGCGAGAGAGCAUGGGCAAGGGAGGGGCAGAGAGAGAAGGGAACAGAGGAUGCAGAGAGCAUGAGCCGGGAAGGGAGAGAGAGAAGGGAACAGAAGAAAAGAGGCAGGCUCUGCGCGCUGAACUGAGCCACUCAGGUGCCUGCAAAAUGAGGUAUUUUAAAAAUUGUUUCUAUGUGUGAAAGGUACUUGUGCCCUUUGAAACUCUGAUACGUACUCUGCCAAAUUUACCCUGGGCUUUGAUGUUGACUGUAGUGUAGAAGAUUAAAAAAUAGAUCUUACUCUUAAGGAACUUAGAGUGAGUAUGGCAGUCAGAUCAAUUAGCAUGUUUUUACACAGGAGGGGUAAAUGCAUAGUGUUUGGGGCUUUGCCUGGGUCCUUGACACACCUUUCCUGGAGAAUACCUCCCUCCAAUCAAUGUGUUGAUUUCUUUCAUUGCAGUCCUUUUCUCUCAUAGCAUGAUUUUGUAGCAAUAAUGUUUAUCUGGAGUCACCGUGUUAACUUCUCAGGCUCUCUUGCUUUAUUCUGUGACUCCCCAUCAGAACAUGUGCCCCAGGAGGGCAGACAUCUGGCAUGCAGGCAUGUUUCUCCCACCAGCUCCUAGAACAGUGUUACUGGUUCCAAGUGGUUGCUCAGAAAAGAAACAAGAGGCAACAUUUCUUUCCAGGGGAACUAGGGAAGGCUUCUUGGGGAAGAAAUAUUUAAGGAAAGAGAGAGAGGCAUGGAGAGAAAAGCCAAAGAAGGAUGAUAAAACAGAGUCACCCUUUGUAUAGACCCCCAAGCCCUCGUUGAGUCAUUUGUCCAAGUUAGGGAUUCCUAAUGUGGUCAGCCCAGGUGAAUAGCGGGUUAACAGGAACCCUUUGCUGGACAGAUCUGGGCUGUUCCAAAGCAUUCUGGCAUACAAAGAAUGAAAAAAAGAUUUAAAAAGAAUAAAAAAAUGGGGAAAAAAAAAAGAAAAUCAUGACACUGAUAAUUCCUUACUUCUAUGUAGAGUGAUAAUACCCAUAUUCUCCUUUGUUUUUUGUUUUUUGGUUGUUGUUGUUUUUCCUGCACCCAGCCCUUCAAGGGAGCCGGAGAGCUCUUAGCAUCUUCAUUUUUUUUUUUUUUUUUAUAUUUAAGGAAACUGAGGUCUGGAAUUGAGGCAACUUUUCUUAGAUCCCCAGAACGAGGGAGGCAGAUCCCAGAUUUGCAGCCAUGAUUCCCCACCUGCAGUGAGCAGAUGGCCCAAGGUGGAGACUCCUUAAAUCCCUGGAGGACCGAGGAGCCCGCGUUUUCUUUAAAGGAAGAAAUAUAUUUAGAUUUAAAACAUUCGCAUCUCCUUUUAUUUGUCAAGAACUUCCAUUUCAGCACUUUCCGAGAUGCAUUUUGUGUCUUGUUGAAUUUCCCCUAGAAUUCCUGCAGAUUAGGUACAGGCGCAGUAAGCUGUUUCAUGUAAAUGUCUCCACUCCUUAGUUUAGGAGAGUCAAUCAGAGUCCUGUAUCAGCAGUUAAAUACAGCGGGAGAAAGGUGAUUGCGGAUGCAGCUGAAAUGAAAAGCAUGCUUGCCUUGCUGUGCUCAGAAAAAUAAAUACUUGAGUGGCGAGGAGUGAGCACGGACUGGGCGUCUCCUUCGGAAAACUUGCUGGCACUUUAUUUAAAUUAUGUCUUACACCAGGUAUUUUUUUCCCGAGCGUCCAGGAUCGGAAGGAGGGAGAAGGUGACAGUGACAGAUUUUUGGGAUUAGAUUUUGGAGUUACUGUUGUGGUGGAGAGCACGUGGCUUUUGAAGUCACAUCUGUUUGAAUGGCUGAUGUCCCCCUCACCGACCGUCAUCCUGAGAAAUACAGUUUUCUGGGCCUCUGUUUUGUUAACGUUCUAAUGAGAAUUACAGGAGAUUGCCAUUAGAAAAUGCCUAGCAAAAUCUCCAGAAAACCUAUAUUCUUCUUGUGUAGAGUUGCCAGAUCUUACAAGUAAAAAUAUAGGACAUCCAGUUAAAUUUCAGUUUGAACAGCCUGUCAUGUUUUGGUACAGGUGUAUCCCAGAUACUAAGUAUUAAAAAGUUAUCCAUCGUUUUAUGAAAUAUAAAUUUGACUGAGAGAACUGUAUCUUACUAAACGUUCCUAUUCUCGUGGGGACUGUUCUGAGAGAUUAUUUUGGUGAAAGUCCUAGAAUCCUAAGAAGUUAGAGAGGGGAGAACAGUAAUAUUGAAGGUGAUGCAAUCUUGACCUUGGACCGGGGUGUGGUCCAAGGAGAAAAGGAGGGGUUGUUUUCUCUGGUGAGCUAAGCAGCGGAUCAAUCCAAGACAAGCUUGUUUGUUUGCUCACAGACGCAAAAGAAUUGUGGCUCUAACCAGAUCUCUCAGUGCAUUUAAUAAGUGAGACAGAUUCUCUCCCAAGUGGUGAUGGCGUGCACCAGAUUAUUCCCAACAACUUCUGGAAGACGGGGUUUCAACCCCGUGAGGCCACCAGGAUACAGUCAAAUAUUGCACCGAGCACAUUCCCGUAGGGUUGGGGUUGCAAAGACAAGGCCCAGACAAGGGCUCCACUGAGGCCACUGAAGGAAACUUUGGGCUUUGAAAACCCGCACCUGCCUCUGCUCCCCCUUCCGCCGAAUCCACAGCUAAUAGAACUGUUACAGGGUCUUCCAGACUCGCUCCUCCCAGCAGAUGACCUCAGGUGAUAAAUUGAGUCAGAAAGCUCCCUGAAGACUGCUGGAGUAAGUUGCUCUGAGGAUGGCAGUGAAAAUGCUGUGUUUCCAUUUUAGGUAAUAACCUGGUGGGGAGCGAAAUUAACAAGGCUUCCGUUGCCCGUGGACUUUCCAAAGCAGUUUUAUGGUUUCCUCAGUAGUGAGAUACUGCCCAUGGCCAGGUCAUUAGUUUCUGUUUCAUAGAACGUUACUAAGUCUUCAUUUCACCUGAGCUGCUCACUAGCAGUGUUUAUUUACCUGCAGCGCGCGCCAGAAAAUAGGCGAAAUAGCACAACAGUUAGCGCCCAGGCUUACCCAGCCAGGGAUCCAGUUAGAAUCCACUUUGCUGCUUCUCAGCCACAAAGCAACGGGUGCUUCUUCGCCGCAGAACAGCAGGAGAGGCCAGUUCCUUCUCAUCGCUAAGCCUCCGUCUCUGCAUCUACAAAAUGGGCAUAAUUACAAUUGCAGCACAGGAUCGCUUAGUGCACAUUAAACCAAACAAGCAAGGCAAGCAUCCCACAGCGCCUGACUCACAGUUAACGUUACCAAAAAAGAUACCAUUAUUAAGGCGACAGAAGGAAGCGAUACAGGCUCUAUCUAGAAUGUCAGGGACCAGGACUGAUCUCAUGCGUCGUUUUCAGGGGAGACUGUCUGAGUCUCUUGUUCUUUGUUUCUCGAGUGUUCAUUUAUAGAAUUUAAACCAACCUUAUUAUUUCAUUUUCCGGGCCAAGGGAUUGGAAGCAGCAAUGCAGAGAAGGUAAGGAAGGAGAUGUGAGGGCAGGAACUGAGUAGAGGAGGGGAACCUGGGUAAGAGGGAGGGGGAGAGAAAGGAACUAGAGAAGCAGCCUGGAUGGAGAAACCUUUAAAAGCAGACAGCAGAGUUUGAAGAAUGUGGAAGGCUGUGACCUGUUGUAACGGGGCAGUCUUCGGAAGCCCCGGACUAAAUCCCAGUGCUGUCAUUUCAGUCAAUGUCACCUCCACUCCUUUCCCCAAAGCUUCUCAGGACCCCAACUGAAUGUCCAUGGCCUUGAGGGAAAGACACACAGCUGUAAUGGUGGUCCUGGAAAGAACGGAGAAUGGGAUAUAAAAGGUGAAGCUGGGGCCUCUCUCCAGUUCAGUGACAGCACAAAAUCACAGGUACAGACUGAAGACCGGGGCACCCAGUGCUGUCUGGUGGAGGGACCGGCCACGGUGCCCCUCGUCGUCUUCCUCUGGCUGCAAGGGAGUUUUUUGCUCUUGAGUUGGCUUUAAAUCUCCUUUCAUUAAACAUCAGCCCUUAGUAAAGAGGGUUUCAGGGGGCAUCUCUUCUGCCUGAUUAUUCCCUAUGAAAUGGUUACACUUCCCUGGUCUCUAAGCCCCGUCUACACACAUCAUAGGAACCCACCAUUUCCAUGGGGGAUGGACCCAUCCUCCUCAGUCUUUCUCAAGGGGAGAGCAUCCUUGGGGCUAGGCCAGUCUAGAGUUCAUAGUGACUCUGGGCACAAAAGGAUACCCUUUGCCCCAGAAAGGAGUAUAUUAUUUGACUUGGGGGAAAUGAUUUUGUUUUUCCAAACCUUAUAUAUAGUUGCCUUACCUAUUCACUGGGUUUAUGCUUCUCAUGGACUUUUGAGGUAAGACUCGUGUUAUAUGAUGCAUGUAAAACACCUAUUUGAGAGCCUGGUACAGACCAAUAUCUAUAAUGCAGUACUGAGUGGCCCCGGUUAGCUUUUCUUGCUGUUAAGGCUGAUUUUGUUUGAAAAGCAGAUCAGGAAUGUCCGUAAGGACAGUAUUUCACCUUCCAGUCUGCCUCCUCCUUCCGGCUGCACCCCCCCCCCCAAGCUGGUGAGAGGGCCAUGAUGUUUUCCCUGGGGUGGCCUCUCUCAGUGUUCUGCUCUUACAAAAAGAACAAGGUGGGGGGACUCUCUUCUUUUCAUUGGAGAAGGAAAUCUUUCUCAAAAGCCUGUGCAGGAUUCCCCUAUUGGUCCCAUUAGCCAAAAACUUGGUCACAUGCCAUGGGCCAGAAUCACAGAAGAGGAAACGGAGGCACACAGACAUUUGAAACAGUGGGAGGGGACAAUUAAUCAACUAUGUAACCCUGAAUUGGUCUCUGUUGCCUUUGAGCAACUAUUACGCUCAUGUUUGUACAUCGUAGUCCGGGAAUUGAUCCUGUUCCGCGUCCUGUCUCUUUUAUUGCUGUCUUCAGCUGAAACACACAUCUUGUGUUCUUCUGGUUUCACUUUUAUUUGCCUCCCCAGCUCUGUCACUUUUACAGCUAUUUGCAGUCUGCAGUAUUUCUCUAUGUUAAGCUCUCCCCCUGACCCAAGCAGACUUUGCAAAAACAUAAUUGGGUCCCUGCCCUGUCCCCCGAUGCAGAACAUCCCAAGGAGCCCCAUUAUUUACAGUAUCAGCGUUUAAGUGCAGGACUCUGAAACACAAGGAGAGGUCCGUGCCUGGCCGCCUCGCUUCACGGCGGCAUCCCCUUGGGCAAGGUAGUCUCUCCAGAAGUCACGUAUUGUUCGUGAUUUUUAAUUAUGCGUGUUUAUACACUUAUUUACUUAAUGUUUCAUCUGUUUCAGUAGGUGAAACUGUAGGAGGACGGAGGUGUUGUCUAGAGCCCCCAAACCGGGAACCAGCCUGAACCAGUGCCUGGCAGGCAGGUGGCACCUAAGAAAUAAUGCAGGACCCCAGUACCCUCUGUUUCAGGGUUGUCGGGAUUAAAUGUGGUGAUUCGUACAGGAUGUUUCACGUGCAUGGUGGGUGAUCAGAGGCUAGCUUUCCUUUGGCCGUUUUGUUUUUUUUAUAUAGUAAAAGGAGUGAAAUUCAAUUCCCCGCAGCGUGGCGUCCACGUUCCCGUCUUUCAAGCCUCACACUCGCUGUUUGCUGUUCCGUCCAAUGCCUCGUAUUCAGACCAUAGCACCACCACCCCGCGUUCCCCCAGAUAAAUCAGGAAUGUGGACAAGAAUUCUGCCCUGUGCAGUCUUGUGCCCGGCUGCCCUCUCCCCAACCUCCCCAGUUAUGGGCCGUGUCACAGGCUUGUCCUGGAUGCCCUCGCCAUCCACUGCCCCCCCACGUGAUGAAUAAAUGUGCGUGUGGUAGCCCCGUGGACACACACGAGGGUCGCACUUUUCCUAUUGGAAGGUGGGCGUGGCCGUGUGACUUGCUGUGCACAAGGACAGUGAGGCCAAGUGCCGCGUGUCACAUCUGGCCCAGAGCUUUGAGAACCGCCCAUGCAUUGUGCAUUUUCUCUUCCCCUCUCGCUUGUGAUGUGCACUGCUUUGAGACAGCAGGUGUUCUGUCGUUCUAGGUCUCUGGGAGACUUUCGUGAACCGAGACCUGCCACCAGCCCACUUGGGAUGAGCAGCCAAGGGAGGAGGGGCUGCCUAGGGAGGGGGUGUUCAUCUCCCUUACCCUAGCGUGGCCCUGCCUUUGCAGUUGUCCUGGAGUGUGCCUUCCCACACAGGUGACAUUAGUGUCAUCACUUGCUGGUUCGGCUGCAUCCCUCAGGAAACAGCUUCCCUGGAGAGCGGGGCAAACCACCGCUUCUAGAGCUGUGCACCCCCCCGCGCCUGGUCCAGGAGAUUGAUGCAGGAUUGCUGAAGAAUGUGGGGACCUGCAUGUAACUGGCGGCCCGCGACACCCAUGUGUCACUGAUCGGGAGGCUCUCCCCGCGGCAGCGCUUCAUGACCCAGCGGCGCCCGGCCCAGUGAAGCCACCAUGGUGUCCAGCACAGCGGCGCUGCUCCUGGGCGCCGUGCUCCUGGUGGCCCAGCUGCAGCCCGUGCCUUCCCGCCCCGCCGCCGCCGCCGCCGCGCCCGGGGCCGAGCCGGGCCAGCCAGAGCUGUCGCGCAGAGCGGCCACCGUCCAGGGCGACGGCCGGGACGGCGCGCCCCCCAACGGCUCGGCGCAGCAGCUGCCGCAGACCAUCAUCAUCGGUGUGCGCAAGGGCGGCACGCGCGCGCUGCUGGAGAUGCUCAGCCUGCACCCCGACGUGGCGGCCGCCGAGAACGAGGUCCACUUCUUCGACUGGGAGGAGCACUACAGCCAAGGCCUGGGCUGGUACCGGGGCCAGAUGCCCUUCUCGUCCCCGCAGCAGCUCACGGUGGAGAAGACCCCCGCGUACUUCACGUCGCCCAAAGUGCCUGAGCGCGUCCACAGCAUGAACCCGGGCAUCCGGCUGCUGCUCAUCCUGCGCGACCCGUCCGAGCGCGUGCUGUCCGACUACACCCAAGUGUUCUACAACCACGUGCAGAAGCGCAAGCCCUACCCGUCCAUCGAGGAGUUCCUGGUGCGCGACGGCCGGCUCAACGUGGGCUACAAGGCCCUCAACCGCAGCCUCUACCACGUGCACCUGCACAACUGGCUGCGCUUCUUCCCGCUGCGCCGUAUCCACAUCGUCGACGGCGACCGCCUCAUCAGGGACCCCUUCCCCGAGAUCCAGAAGGUCGAGCGGUUCCUGAAGCUGUCGCCGCAGAUCAACGCCUCGAACUUCUACUUUAACAAAACCAAGGGCUUUUACUGCCUGCGGGACAGCGGCCGGGACCGCUGCUUGCACGAGUCCAAAGGCCGGGCGCACCCCCGAGUGGACCCCAGACUCCUCAGUAAACUGCACGAAUACUUUCACGAGCCAAAUAAGAAAUUCUUCGAGCUUGUCGGCCGGACAUUUGACUGGCACUGAUUAGCAAUAAAGUGAGGCUCGGAACCUUUCCCGUUGUAAGUUCUGGUGUACGUCUGGGGGAGAGAGAGAAAAAGAAGAAUUUUAAAAGGGCAUUUAAGCUAUAAUUUAUUUGUAAAGUCCAUAAAUUACUUCUGUACAGUAUUAGAUUCACAAUUGCCAUAUAUACUAGUUAUAUUUUUCUACUUGGUAAAUUGAGGGCAUUUUGUAUUGUUUUUCAUGGUUGUUAACAUUGUGUAAUAUGUCUCUAUAUGAAGGAACUAAACUAUUUCACUGCAAAAAAAAAAGCAACAAAAAAAAAACACAGAAAUCUGGAGACCCUGUCUUUUUUGAAUAUGAUUAACUUGCCCCGACUCAAAAUAGCUGUCUGUGUUAUAUUCGUUGCAAGAUCUAUAUAUUCCUUUGUUACUUUAAAAAGAAAUGUUUUUCAUGGCAAUUAUGCUUCUCUCUUGCCCUCUCUUCUUCAUUGUUCUUUUUAAUUUUUAAUGUCUCGCUGUGGCCAUCAGAUUUAUUUUUUACUUGCAUUGUGAGAUCUGUCUUCACUGAGAUAUCCCCUGUUAUUUUCUGGAGGUUUCAGGUUCGCCCAUUCUUGACAGCAGGUUCCGGAGUGUGGAUUUUUUUUUUUUUUAACCCCCGUAGACGCCGCGUGGACAAAGCAAUAUUAAGACUGGAAGAGUCGUUAAUACCUGCAAGAGGCUCCCCGUUACACAUCUCUGCCUCAAAGAGUGCUUGCAUCCAUUUCUGAGCUCAGCAAUGGGCAAAACGACACAAUAAAGGGGAUUAAACCGUUGGCCUUCA
Acinonyx jubatus (cheetah) is the source of this 14067-nucleotide messenger RNA. RefSeq names its product heparan sulfate-glucosamine 3-sulfotransferase 1 (gene HS3ST1). NCBI's taxonomy places the organism in Eukaryota, Metazoa, Chordata, Mammalia, Carnivora, Felidae. The coding region runs from base 12313 to 13272 and encodes 319 amino acids. The record is from RefSeq and is a predicted model, not a curated record. Gene Ontology annotation, molecular function: [heparan sulfate]-glucosamine 3-sulfotransferase activity. The transcript is spliced from 2 exons.